AUGAAGUCAACUUCCCUCUUCACUUCUAUUCUCCUAGGGGCAACCAUAGCCUCAAGCUCCAUUAUUCCCCGCGACUCUGCGCCAUCACCCUCUCCAAAAGAGCCAGAAGAUCCUAUCAUCCUCCUGAGCAAAGAUGAAAGCUUCCAUUUCGAGCUGCUCUUCACCCUCGGAAACACCGUAUUCGGGGCUGGCGACGUCAACGACGUCUUGGGCGCAGCCAAACACAUCAAGCCCGGCAACUUCACCAGCUGGCUCGAGACCUUCCACGCGUUGGCCGAAUACACCAAGAUCCAAGCUGAGGAUCCGGACAAUGCGUACGAUCCAUUGAACGUCCGGGAAGCCUGGUUCGCUGCAUCAAGCUACUACCGUCAAGCCGACUUCUACAACCACGCGAACUGGACAGACCCACGAAUCAAUAGCUUCUGGUUCGAACAGCGCUCUGCGUUCGACAAGGCGCUUGCUGCACUACCCGUUCCUGGCGAGCGUAUCCAGAUCCCGACCGACAACUACACUAUCGAAGCAAUCUGGUACACAACCCCUGCAACCGAUGCGGUCAAACGACCGACCUUGGUUAUCGGUAACGGUUACGAUGCAAGCCAGGAAGAUUCCUACCAUUCGUUCGUUGUACCAGCCUUGGCGCGUGGCUGGAAUGUCAUCACCUACGAAGGACCAGGGCAGCCCACUGUUCGCCGCAAUGAUGACAUUGGUUUCAUCCCUGAUUGGGAGAAGGUUCUCACGCCGGUGAUAGACGAGUUAAUGAGUCACAAAGGCUGCUUCAUCGAUGAAGACAGACUUGUCCUUGUUGGAAUUUCCAUGGGUGGGUAUUUAGCUGCCCGUGCCGCUGCCUUUGAGCCUCGAAUCAAAGCUCUUAUUCUCAACGGCGGCGUGUGGGAUGUCUACGAGGGUUUCUCCAGUCAGCUGAGCCCUGACAUGAGGGAGGUUUUUGAUGCGGGCAAGCAAGAGGAAUUUGACGAGGCUGCCUCAUCGCUCUUCGGUAGCCCACAGGUACCUACAACGGUGCGCUGGGGUCUAGAACACGGAUUGUGGUGCUUCAAACAGCAUUCCCCGUAUCUGUGGCUCCAGUCGCUUAAGCAGUACACUCUCAAGGACGUGGUUGACAAGAUCAACGUACCCGUCCUUGUCAUCGAUUCUGAGUUUGAGGGGUUCUUUGCUGGCCAGCCGGAGGUUGUUAGGAACGCACUUGGCGAUAGGGUAACUUACAAGUUUUUUAAUGGAACAGCUGGAUACCACGUCCAAGUUGGAGCUGGGCAAGAGUGGAACAGGUACCAGUUUGCCUGGCUGAAUAAGAUAUUGGGAUAA
Molecule: messenger RNA, 1320 nt
Organism: Fusarium verticillioides 7600
Lineage: Eukaryota; Fungi; Ascomycota; Sordariomycetes; Hypocreales; Nectriaceae
Exons: 1
Coding region: 1-1320 (439 amino acids)
Source: RefSeq, a predicted model, not a curated record